Messenger RNA from Zea mays, 1914 nucleotides. Its product is annotated as Mannose-1-phosphate guanylyltransferase 1. Gene Ontology annotation, biological process: biosynthetic process. The record is from RefSeq and is a predicted model, not a curated record. NCBI's taxonomy places the organism in Eukaryota, Viridiplantae, Streptophyta, Magnoliopsida, Poales, Poaceae. The transcript has 15 exons. Bases 330 to 1577 code for a protein of 415 amino acids.
CAUUUGGAGAAAUGAAGCUUCGGCUCUGCCCUCGGUGGCUCAGCCACCGGUUUCAGCGCCAGUUCAACCCCGCACCCGCACCCCGGUGCGGCACGGAUCCCACCGGGCGCAGCGCACGACCCACAAAGUCAGAAAGCCGCUGCCCGGAAAUCGCCCGCCUCCGCUCCGCUACGCUCUCACCACCUCCUCCGACGUCUGAUCGGCAUCGCCUUCGCCUCCGCUAAAAUACUCGCGGUCCACGCUCUCCUCCAAAUCCCAUCGCCACGCCUUCGCCCGCGCGCGUCUCUCCCUCCCCCACACUCCGCCACCAGCGCCGAAGCAGAGCAGCCAUGGCCGGUUACGAGCAGCGCGUCGUUGCCGUCAUCAUGGUCGGCGGCCCCACCAAAGGGACGCGGUUCCGGCCGCUGUCGCUGAACGUGCCCAAGCCGCUCUUCCCUAUCGCCGGCCAGCCCAUGGUGCACCACCCCAUCUCCGCCUGCAGCCGGAUCCCCAACCUGGCACAGAUAUACCUUAUCGGGUUCUACGACGAGCGGGAAUUCGCGCUAUAUGUCUCGUCUAUCUCCAACGAGCUCAGGAUCCCUGUCAGGUACCUGCGAGAGGAUAAGCCUCACGGGUCAGCUGGAGGGCUCUACAUCUUUAGAGAUUACAUCAUGGAAGACAGCCCGUCACACAUAGUUCUGCUUAACUGCGACGUCUGUUCUAGCUUCCCCCUUCCAGACAUGCUGGAGGCCCAUAAAAAAUAUGGAGGAAUGGGUACUUUACUAGUCAACAAGGUAUCUGCAGAGUCAGCUAACCAGUUUGGCGAGUUGGUAGCUGAUCCUGAAACAAACGAACUGCUGCACUAUACGGAAAAGCCAGAGACUUUUGUGAGUGAUCUCAUAAAUUGUGGAGUAUAUAUAUUUACCCCCAAUAUCUUUAGCGCCAUUGAGGAUGUCUUAAAACAGAAAAAAGACAGAGCAAAUUUGCGGCGUGUAUCUAGCUUUGAAGCUCUUCAUUCAGCAACCAAGGCUCUUCCACCAGACUUUGUUCGGUUAGAUCAAGACAUUUUAUCCCCUCGAGCAGGAAAGAAAGAGCUGUACACAUACCAGACACUUGAUUUUUGGGAACAGAUAAAAACCCCAGGGAUGUCUUUGAGAUGCUCUGGAUUAUAUCUUUCUCGGUUCCGCCGUACCUCUCCUCAUCUUUUAGCCUCAGGAGAUGGCAAAAGAACUGCCACUAUUGUAGGCGAUGUGUAUAUCCAUCCAUCUGCCAAGGUGCAUCCUACUUCAAAGAUUGGCCCCAAUGUUUCUAUAUCAGCAAAUGCGCGCGUUGGAGCUGGUGCCAGGCUUAUCAAUUGCAUAAUUCUAGAUGGUGUUGAAAUUAUGGAAAAUGCGGUUGUUAUACAUUCAAUUGUGGGGUGGAAGUCAUCCAUUGGAAAAUGGUCACGUGUACAGGGCGAAGGUGAUCAAAAUGCCAAACUUGGCAUUACUAUUCUUGGUGAAGCCGUUGAUGUUGAAGAUGAAGUAGUGAUAGUUAACAGCAUCGUGCUCCCAAAUAAAACUCUCAAUGUCAGUGUCCAAGAGGAGAUCAUCCUAUAAUAGCCGUCAUUUUUUGUUUUAUCCCUAAUAAGGUCUGAGUACCAAUCACAUAGUUUAAGUUUAUUCAUUCUCACCAUGUAAGCUUCUAUUAGAUUGAGAUUAUUGUUUUGGGUUUAUACCUUGCAGCAUGCCACUGCACAAUCUUGACUUGCUGUGCUACUUUGAUUAGCGAGUGUGGUGUAAAAUGUACGAACAACUAACACCCGAGCUGCUAGCUUCAGAUUAAAGCAAGCUGUUCAAACUGCCGCAGCUGUAAUCCAUAGAGACAAAACACUAUUGAAGACUUCUAGCCCACAAGUGAAAUUGGAAGUAUAAUCAAAUCCUAAUAUAAUUGUCA